AUGAGCUCAAUUCCAGCCAAUAUCCUAGAUCCCGUAAUGCAAGCACUUUGGCCAACCAUGCCGGCUGCGAUUCAAGAGAAGUACCUGAUGCAGAUCCGUCAGCAACGCACGGCAGAAUGGCAAAGAAAUCAACCUGCCGGAGGACCACAGGGGAUGCCCUUCGAACACACUUCCACUGUAGAGUCAUCAGCCACAUCACACAACCAGAGAGGAGACAGUGGACCUACCCGCGGGAGGCAAGACAGGCAGCGACAUGUGGAAGACCAGACACAGCCACGCAAUAGGAAGAAAAAGAAAAGCAAAGAAAGGAGUCGACGCCGACGGCUCUCGCGCUCUAGAUCUCCAUCUCGCAGACGAACUCAGGACGAGACAGACAUACCUUCGAAUCCAGCUAACCAGGGGGCUAUUCCACCGGCAUUUGCCCCCCCGCCUGGAGAUGCUAUCAAUCCCGCACUUCUACAGCUUCUUCCAGGAAUUAACAUUGCGCAUAUAACCACCCUGCUUCAGCAAAAUGCUGCGGGGUUCAUCCCACCAGCAGUGCCAGGUGUCAGUCAGGCUCAGCUAGGGCAGAGCAUACACCAGGGACAUACCAUGAGUAUCACUGAUCCUGCUGCUACAUCCUUCGCACGUGGUUCUCACUCUGCCUCGCGAGGCGCCUCCGCCGUGGCUAAACGCAGCUUCCUUCGUCGCCAUCCUAAUCCUACGGAUGAGAACAUUGAAGACCACACUGCAAACAUCGUGAAUGAGCCAUGCGUAGACAUAACGAAGGGAAAGGUAUCCGACCUGACUGGAGAGCAACGCAAAGCUAGAACAUUUAUUCUGAAACUUACCUCGUCAUGCAUCCGCAAUGUCACUGGGGUUGGAGUCAAGGACAAGUGGCCCAUUCCAGUUGACGGUAUCCUGCCCGAGAGACAAAAUGAGCAAACAGGCGAAACAUACAUUAAUCCCGCAUUCCACAGAGAUGUUAAACAUACAGAUAAUCGGAGAUUGCUGGUACGAGUGCGCGACAUCAUCUACGCUGAACUCUCAGAUGAGAAGACACGCCCGGACUUUAUGAACAACACAACGAUGCGAAUUACGGCUGACACCGUGUAUGAGCUUGCGAAGGUAUCAUGGAAUGGGUACAAGGAGGCCUACCGUGGACAGGUCGAGGAUGGGAAGCGUGUGUUACUGCGACACAAUCAGCAAAAGACGAGGAGAAUGCAGCGCCGCAAGCAGAAGUCGAAGAAGCUUGCACUUGGCGUUACCAGUUACAUCCAACGCCAUGGCGUUGAUCCUACGGAAUUGAUUACCCAUGAGAUGAUGUCUGACGAGGCAUCUGGACCUGAUACAGAUGCAGGCGAGCUGAAAGAGGAUUGGAAGAGGCGACUGGCAGCAGAAGCCGGGAUGAGAGACUUGCCUGAUACCGUUCUUGACAAACUUGGCUUCUUCGAGAUAAUCAGGCCAAACUGGCGUUCUGUGGAGUACUCUGAUAUUCUACACAAGCUGUGGGAUUACUUCUGGGAGGACCUGCCUCCCAAGGACCGGCAGGAGUUCAAGCAACGGGUGCACUCGGAGAAUAGGUCUAGUGACGAUCCUCCUUCUAUUGCUCCAUUUGACUUUGGGAUCAAUCGCGACUGGUACGAGCAACACAAGGAUAAGUACCCACAUUCAAUCAUGCUGCAUGACUGGUUCUCGUUCGGCGACCCCAUCGGCUUCGGAACACGUGCAAACGAAACUCGGCAGGGAGUAGACGUCAGUCCUGAUGCUGAGGAAGAGCUGAUCCCUGGGUCGGAUGUACAUUCAAGCUCUUCACGUCGUUCUUCGUCGCACUCUCUAUCUCGAUCCAGGUCAUCGUCAUCUCGCAAUGACUCCGAGAUGAGCACUUAG
Sparassis crispa is the source of this 1869-nucleotide messenger RNA. RefSeq lists its product as hypothetical. Lineage: Eukaryota; Fungi; Basidiomycota; Agaricomycetes; Polyporales; Sparassidaceae. The coding region runs from base 1 to 1869 and encodes 622 amino acids. The transcript has 6 exons. The record is from RefSeq and is a predicted model, not a curated record.